Molecule: messenger RNA, 1533 nt
Organism: Paraglomus occultum
Lineage: Eukaryota; Fungi; Glomeromycota; Glomeromycetes; Paraglomerales; Paraglomeraceae
Source: the annotation of a GenBank genome assembly
AUGUCCAAAGAAAAGGAUGAAAAGCUCAGGGUAUAUAGCAGUUCAAGACCACCGUCCUUAUUCAAAAACCCAUGUAAAGGAAAAGCCCCACCGCGACUCCCAACCCUUGAAGAUACUGCCUUUUCGCUUACCGAAAACGGCAACGUAUAUUUAUUAAAACGAGAAUACAACGAAGCACUCAAAGCACUCAACAAAGCGCUCGAACUGCUGCCAGACUAUGCAGCAGCGCUCCAGACACGCGCAGAAGUUUAUCGCAUGUUGGAUCGUUAUGAGGAAGCCCUCGCUGAUUUCAAUCGCGCAUUGCAAUUCGAACCCAACAGCGUCUUUGCGCUCACUAAUCGAGGGGAAGUGUAUAGAAUGCUACACAAACCACACGAAGCCUUGGAAGACAUGAACAGAGCUCUGCAAAUACGUCCAGAUAACCCUCGUGCUUUAGAGACUCGGGGCGCAGUGUAUCGGAAACUAGAGCAGUACGAUAAGGCUCUUGAAGAUUUGAGCAAAGUCUUGGCAUCUGAACCGAGCAACUCGUUUGCGCUUGGGAUCAGAGGAUCCGUUUAUCGACUGAUGGGCGAAUACCACGAAGCGAUGACAGAUCUCGACGAAGCUAUAAAAAUAGAUCCGGAGAAUGCGUUCGCGCUCGAGAAUCGCGGCAAUGUCCAUCGACUGAACAAUCGCUAUACAGAAGCUCUUGAUGAUUUUGACAAGGCGUUACAAAUAAAGCCAGAAAAUGCUUUUGUUCUCAGAGCUAGAGGUGAAACUUAUCGCAUGCUGUAUUGCUAUGACAAGGCCAUUGCGGAUUUGAAUCAGGCAUUGGAGCUCAGACCUAAUGACGUGGAUACUUAUGAAGUGCGUGGCGCUGUGUACAGAAUGCAGGCAAGGUAUGCCGAGGCGUUGGAUGAUAUAAACAAGGCACUGGAUAUUGGUCCGGCCAGUUCGUUUGCCCAUUUGAUUAGAGCUGAAGUGUAUUGGAAGUUGAAAGAACAUGAUAAGGCAAUAGUCGAAUUUGAGAAAGCUCUAGAGUUAGAACCUACUAACGUCUGGGCGUUGUGUUAUCGUGGAGAGUUGUAUCACGAGCUGGGAAAAUUAGCGGAGGCGUUAGACGAUUUGAAUAGAGCCAUAUCGGUCCCAACAACUGAGUGGUUUCCGCUGGCUGCGAGAGGGGCGAUAUAUAGAUCAUUGAAGGAAUACGACAAAGCUCUUGGCGACUUAAAUUCUGCACUAGAAAAGAAGACGGAUGAUUUGCAUGAUCUGGAGUAUCAGACUAAAGCACAUUAUCAUAGAGGAUGUAUCUAUAAAGAGACAAAUAGAUAUAAAGAGGCUUUAGAUGAGUUUAAUAUGGCUUUGGCGAGGGAAUCGGAUAAUGUUAAUGCUUUAUAUGAGAGAGGUUGUGUAUAUCUGGAACUUUAUCAGCAUAAGAACGCACGUUCCGAUUUUGAGAAUUUGUUAAAGUUUGAUUCUAAUCAUGAGGAAGCAAAAAAACAAUUGAUCAUAAUUAGUGAUAUUUUAGUUGGAGAUUCGUGUACAAAUGGUUAA